AUGUACGUUUCCUUUGAUGCACGAUCGUGGCCUAUUCAUCAGUUCCUCACUCAUUAUAACACAAUUGAUGCUCUCUACGGCUGGGCUGCAAUCAAUGGUGCAUCCAUCAAUGUUAUUGCUGACCCCAUCCCGCUCUCCGAUGCUCUGCCCAACUCCCUUGAGCUUACCAUCCCAUCUGGCUCCUCUAUUCAAGUCGGAUUCAGCAAUGAAGGCUAUUGGGGCAUAAACGUCAAUGCCUCUUGGACUUACAACGCCUCUUUCUACUACCAAAUUCCCAAGCGCAUCCGACUUUUCUGGCAAAUCUAUGCAAGCGCUUCUGUGCCUGUCUCCGGCUCCACCACAACCUGGACGCAGGUCGUGGUGCAUCUCACACCUUCCUCAAGCCCUGUGUCAACUAUCAAUAUUUUCACGGUCACGGUCGAUGGUGUCAGUGCUAUCGGAGGGAAGAUCAACUUCGCAAUGUUCUCUCUCUUCCCUCCAACAUUCAAGGGCAGAGCCAAUGGCCUGCGUAUGGACAUUGCGCAGACAUUGUAUGACAUGAAGCCUUCGUUCUUCCGUUUGCCUGGUGGUAACAACUUGGGCCAAAGCUUUUCUACACGCUGGCAAUGGAAUGCGACAGUAGGAAACCUUAUUGACCGUCCAGGACGCAUGGGUGACUGGGGAUACGUCAACACUGACGGUCUCGGUCUUCUCGAGUACAUGUAUCUUUGCGAAGAUAUGGAAAUGGAGCCCAUCAUGGCUGUAUGGGCAGGGUACUCGCUCGAUGGGGCCAGCCUCCCUGAGAACGAUCUCGCGCCAUACAUCCAACAGGCAAUCGACCAGAUCAACUUUGUCGUUGGUGACUCCGCCACGAGUAAACCAGCUGCCCUGCGUGCAUCUCUUGGUCACCCAGAACCAUUCAAUCUGCAGUAUGUCGAAAUUGGCAAUGAAGACUUUGCAUCAGAAUCGUAUAUAUACCGCUGGAGAGAUUUCGCGGGCAACUUGACGGCUAUAUUCCCUCAGCUGAAAUUCAUCGCGACCUCGUACCCCUUCAAUCCCAUUCUCGAUCCCGUCCCAAAGCAGUAUGAUAACCACGUGUACCAGACACCUGGAUGGUUCGCAGAAAAUGCGUUCUACUAUGAUUCUGUCAAGCGCGACGGCACUUACUACUUUGAGGGUGAAUAUGCUGUUGUGUCAACUAACGCCAGCGAUAUCUUCGGCAAACCCAACAAUGGUCGUCUUGUAUACCCUAAUAUGCAAGGAUCUUCAGGAGAGGCCGCAUUCAUGACCGGUCUCGAGCGUAACAGUGACAUCGUCUUCGCUGCGUCGUAUGCUCCCUUGUUAAUGAACACUGCCAACUAUCAGUGGUCACCAAACCUUAUUGCUUUUGAUGCGUCAAAUGUGUACCCAUCAACCAGCUUCUAUACACAACAGCUCUUUAGUCUCAACCGUGGAACCGAAUAUUUACCAAGCACCUGGCCUCAAAAUGGGGCACUCCACUGGAGUGUCACGCGUGAUGCACCCACCAAUACGAUUAUCAUCAAGAUUGCCAACACAGACAUGACAGAUGAAGAAAUGUCAUUCGAGCUUCCCUUCAACGGUGUUCACGACACUGGCACUGCGACAGUACUCUCAGGCUCUGCCACAUCAAACAACUCACCCGAGACUCCCAACGCUGUCAAGCCCGUCAUUUCACAGAUUAAAACUGGUAAGAUUUUCUCAUACACUGCCCCAGCAUACAGUGUCAACGUGCUGCGGGUGGAGGCGAAGUAGGGGAUAGAGUAUCGCUUGGCAACAUAUGCAUGUCACACCAAAGAGACAAUCAUAGCCUCAUACCAGGCCAUUAAUGUUUUUUUUACCUUUUACGACUCAAAGAUCAGUGUCGGCGCACACAAAUUACUGAACAUACUAGCAAAUUUUAUUAUUUGCCAAAAAGUGUGUGGACAAAAAUCGAGACACGAUCCGUUU
Suillus subalutaceus is the source of this 1947-nucleotide messenger RNA. RefSeq names its product glycoside hydrolase family 51 protein. Gene Ontology annotation, molecular function: alpha-L-arabinofuranosidase activity. The record is from RefSeq and is a predicted model, not a curated record. Gene Ontology annotation, biological process: L-arabinose metabolic process. NCBI's taxonomy places the organism in Eukaryota, Fungi, Basidiomycota, Agaricomycetes, Boletales, Suillaceae. Bases 1 to 1752 code for a protein of 583 amino acids. The transcript has 16 exons.